GCGCGCACUGCUGUCACCGCGGCGGAGGGAAAAAUCGGGCGUACCCCGGUGCCCGUUCACCGCCGUUCACGCCGCGUGUGCGCUCUGGCUCUGCCGCUCUCUCUCUCUCCUGCGCGUGGCGCAACUGCCGUCCUAUACCAGGCGCCCAGGUCUAGCCUCGUCGGUGCCUUCGCCAGGUCUUUCUCGGGCCCUUCGCCAACGACGAGCGCCCGCUAGAAGGUAUGCAUUCGUGUUCAUAAUAUUGUAUUUGACUAAAAAGACUGGGCCUACGCAUGGGGGCUCCAAAACAGAGGUGGACUUCUGAGGAAGAGGCUGCUCUUAGAGCUGGAGUAGCCAGACAUGGAGUUGGAAAUUGGCGCAUGAUAUUGAAUGAUCCAGAACUUAGCUCCACAUUGCGCUACCGCUCGAAUGUUGACCUAAAGGACAAAUGGCGCAACAUGAAUGUAAUUGUCACUUCAUCGAGUACUCGUGACAGGGGGAGAACUUCCACGAGGAGAACCCGAGCUGCUCCUAAGAAUAAUGACCAAUUGUUGGCAAUGAGCACAAUCACUUCUGAGGUUGAUGAUGAGAUUGUUGAUGUAAAGCCCAUAGUAUCAAUGUCUGUUGAAGGAUGGAAUACUUCAAAUUCAAAGAAAUCUCACUCAAGGCUAGACAAUAUUAUAAUGGAGGCUAUAAAGAACUUGAAUGAGCCUACAGGGUCCCACAGAACUACUAUUGCUAAUUACAUAGAGGAGCAAUAUUGGCCACCUAGUGAUUUUGAUCACUUAUUGUCUGCAAAACUGAAGUAUUUAGCUACCAGUGGGAAAUUGUUGAAGGUGAAUCGGAAGUACAGGAUAGCACCUAGUUUGCUGGAAGACGUGCAAAGAGAACCCUUGAAAUUAGGGAGUGAUGCUAGUAGAACCCUUACAAGAUCCCAAGUCGAUGCUGAAUUGGUCCGUAUGGCAACUAUGACUGUUGAGGCGGCGGCGGCAGCUGCUGCUCAUGCAGUUGCAGAGGCAGAGGCUAUCAUGGCAGAAGCUGAAGCAGCUGCUAGGGAAGCAGAAGCUGCGGAAGCAGAGGCCCGAGCUGCACAGGCCUUUGCUGAAGCAGCAGUUUUGACACUGAAGAACAGAAAUGCUGCGAAAUUGGUAUAGCUCGAGUCCAUGAAUCUUAGAUAUGCCCUCUUGUCCUUCCACACGUAGAAUCCAGUUCCGUAGCUCUGUAUGCAACUAAUUGGUUACUAAAAGAACCUGAAAUCAGAAGUUUUCACAAACACACCGACUUAUUCACCGAAGAUUAUGAUUUCCAAA
Molecule: messenger RNA, 1289 nt
Organism: Zea mays
Lineage: Eukaryota; Viridiplantae; Streptophyta; Magnoliopsida; Poales; Poaceae
Product: single myb histone 6
Exons: 6
Coding region: 273-1133 (286 amino acids)
Biological process (GO): nucleosome assembly
Cellular component (GO): nucleosome
Molecular function (GO): double-stranded telomeric DNA binding
Source: RefSeq, a predicted model, not a curated record